AUGGUGAGCGUGCGCACGCGCACGCAGAUGGGCGCUUCCUCUGACCGGCCGGUGAAGUGGAUGGCAGCAGCCCGGCAGCCGCCCCCAGACGCGGACGGACAGGACACUCCUGCCGUGAGGCCCGUGACAGUCCUCCCCCUACUGGCCCUGGCCGCACUGUGCCUGGCUGGCACGGCGGAUGCGAAGCCCAGCGGUGUGGAGUCCCGCAGAGGUGCAGCCUUCGUGUCCAAGCAGGAGGGCAGCGAGCUGGUGAGGAGGCUCCGGCGUUACCUGGACUCCGGGCUGGGAGCCCCAGCCCCCUACCCGGAUGCCCUGGAGCCCAAGAGGGAAGUCUGCGAGCUCAGCCCCAACUGUGACGAGCUGGCUGACCACAUCGGCUUCCAGGACGCUUACCAGCGCUUCUAUGGCACAGUCUAGAGAGGGCAGCAACCCCCCCAACCCCGGCUCCCCUCCCCUCUCCCUGGCCCCCCUGCCCCGCAAGUGUGGGGUCCCCAUCAUCCCAGCUGCUCCAGAAUAAACUCCGGAAGAGGAAUUUGUGGGGCUGCGAGUCUUUGUCCAUCUGUGGAGUUUGGGGGGAUGGUUGUGGAUGGGAGUGGAGAGGAGGUGUACCCUCUUCAGUCUCAGAAAGUACUUCCCCAAAUCUGCUGUCGACUGAUUUAUUUGUACCCACCUCGUC
This is a messenger RNA of Zalophus californianus (California sea lion), 676 nucleotides long. It is a transcript of the gene BGLAP, whose product is annotated as bone gamma-carboxyglutamate protein. Gene Ontology annotation, biological process: regulation of cellular response to insulin stimulus; response to vitamin K; bone development. Gene Ontology annotation, cellular component: extracellular region. Bases 1 to 417 code for a protein of 138 amino acids. The record is from RefSeq and is a predicted model, not a curated record. Lineage: Eukaryota; Metazoa; Chordata; Mammalia; Carnivora; Otariidae. The transcript has 5 exons. Gene Ontology annotation, molecular function: calcium ion binding; hydroxyapatite binding; structural constituent of bone.